Messenger RNA from Penicillium oxalicum, 1005 nucleotides. Its product is annotated as aldehyde reductase II. Lineage: Eukaryota; Fungi; Ascomycota; Eurotiomycetes; Eurotiales; Aspergillaceae. The record is from RefSeq and is a predicted model, not a curated record. The transcript has 5 exons. Gene Ontology annotation, molecular function: oxidoreductase activity, acting on the CH-OH group of donors, NAD or NADP as acceptor. Bases 1 to 1005 code for a protein of 334 amino acids.
AUGUCGGAAUCGCAAUAUACAAUCCUGCAAGGAUCGAGAAUCCUCGUCACCGGCGCAAAUGGUUUCAUCGGGUCCCAUAUUGUCGAUCACUUGUUAGCAUUUGGCUACAAAGUCCGGGGAACUGUUCGCCAACCGAAACCCUGGCUAAACGAGCUCUUUGACAAGAAGCACGGAGGAGGCAAAUUUGAAACAGUCUUACUGCCCAAUCUUAACGAUGCCGUUGACUGUGAUCAUAUGUUCGACCAGGUUGAAGGAAUUAUUCAUGUUGCCACAGAUGUCUCGAUGAGUCCCGAUGCAAACAAAGUCAUUACAAGUUCCGUCCAAGGUACACUUGCUAUACUGGAAGCAGCCGCGAAACACCCGAGGAUCCGGCGCGUGGUGAUAACUUCAUCGCAGAGCGCUGCAUACUUGCCUCGGGCAGAUCACCCGGGGCUCGUAACCGAAGAAACUUGGAAUGAUGCCGCCAUUGAAGCAGCCUGGGAUCAAAAUACACCCGCCGCAACCAAGCCAGUCUUUGUAUAUGCUGCAUCCAAGACAGAAGCUGAAAGAAGUGCAUUCAAAUGGGUCGAGGAUCACGGCCGACCGUUUGUGCUCAAUUCGGUACUGCCGUGCAUGACAGUUGGUAAAAUCCUCGCACCAGAAAUCAAGGGCUCGUCACAGAUCUUGAUCCGGAAAAUGCUUCAAGGAGACGAUUUCCCAAUCAAAUUUCUUCCUCCUCCCCGCCUACACAUAGCAGCUCUCCUCUCCCCAGCUAUAACCUUUGACCGAAUCUUCGCAUUUGCAACCCCGACCACCUGGUCCGAAGUCGUCCACGUUCUGCACAAGCUUUGCCCGGAAAACACGCUGAUCCCGCGAGAUCCUCUUGGUGAUAUGUCUGAAAAGCGUGAUUCGGUAGAAGUGCGUCCCGCAAAGAGAGCAAAAGAGAUCCUUGGGGAUUUUUGGGGGAGGGAGGAAUGGGUAGGACUGGAGGAGAGUAUUAAGGAUGGUAUUGCUGAUCUUCUAUGA